AUGGACGAAAAGUUACGUCCUCAUUCUAUGAGAGCAAAUGCCUUCUUAGCUAUUGUACUCGCUACAGGAGCAAUAACAUCAUGCAUGAUUUCAUUUCCUCUUGUAUUUACUUACAUUCAAUCACUAGAAAGUCAAGUACAAACCGAAGUUGACCUUUGCAAGGUACGUGCACGAGAUAUGUGGAAAGAGCUACUAGCCAUGAAAACUGGCGGAGAUCAUUCAACAACGCUGCGAGUUGCUCGUGCAGCAGAAGUGUUAAAAGGUUUGAAAACUAACGCUAAAGAAGAGGGUCGAGCACGACGUCAAAGUGGCAUGUGUUGCACAUGUCAACGUGGACCACCAGGACCUCCUGGAGAACCGGGACCUGAUGGCCCUGAUGGCAUCGAUGGUAUUACUGGGGAUAUUGGACCACCGGGACUUCCAGCACAAGCACCACCCGAAUGGUCUCAACGUUUUCCCGAGCAGUGUCCGUGUGAAGCUCCAGCUGGUCCCCCCGGCAGCCAAGGACCUCGAGGUCCUCAAGGACUGCCGGGAGAUAUGGGUGCUCCUGGAGUUGACGGCGGACCAGGUGAACAAGGACCACAAGGACCACCAGGAUUGCCUGGGCGAAAUGGUAACCCUGGUAUGAAAGGAGCUCCCGGUCAACCUGGACGUCAGAAUCCAGGAGUUGAAGGGCCACCAGGACCUCCUGGACCACCCGGAAGACCCGGAAACGCUGGACCUCGUGGACCACCAGGACCUCCUGGUGCGAACGGAGAACCAGGAACACCUGGCAUUACUGGUCCACCAGGACAGCCUGGCCAACCAGGUCAAGCAGGUCAACCUGGAGCUCCUGGUGAUCAGGGUGAUGAAGGACCGAGAGGACGUUGUGAUCACUGUCCACCUGCUCGAUUGGCUCCUGGCUAUUAA
Messenger RNA from Thelazia callipaeda (thelaziosis nematode), 909 nucleotides. NCBI's taxonomy places the organism in Eukaryota, Metazoa, Nematoda, Chromadorea, Rhabditida, Thelaziidae. The record is from the annotation of a GenBank genome assembly.